AUGCAUCUCAAGUUAUACGCCGCACUCGCACUCAUAUCUGCAGUCUUAGCGCAAAUGCCAAGCGGAGAAGGCGGAGAUUUACUCCAAGGUCUCGACAAGACGCUAGAGGUACCAGAAGGAUCAUUAAAAAAUCAAACUCUCAGCGAACCACCAGCAUGGGCUACUUCCAAGGCUGAGACUCCAGCUGAAACUUCCUCAACGGGUGCACGCCCAGUCGAGACUGGCAUUCCAGAUGAGGCUAAGAAGCAAAUCAAGCAAGCCAUGGAGGAAGAAGCUGCCAAGGAUGACGAGAAGACUUCUAGUGACUCUCCAUCUCCUGCCAAGUCAGCUGAAGUUGACAUGGAUGACAAGAAGGCCUCCCCAUCUUCCGCUAAACCAGCUGAAGCUGCAGAAGCACCGAAGCCAACUUCAAAUACACCAGAUGGGAAGGCUGACGAAGACAAGCUCCUCGGCGGUAGCUUAAUGAAGCGUCAGAUUCCAAUCGUCAGUGAUCUCGCAGGAGGUGCUUCAAAGCGUGACGCAAAACCCAAUCAGAAGGCUGACGAAGACAGGCUCCUCGGCGGUGGCUCAAUGAAGCGUCAGAUUCCAAUCGUCAGUGAUCUCGCAGGAGGUGCUUCAAAGCGUGACGAAAAUGAUCAUUAUAAACGUCAAGCAGGAUACACCAAGCGUAGUGGAUUCAAGCGUGUUCCAGUUUAA
Messenger RNA from Wallemia ichthyophaga EXF-994, 696 nucleotides. RefSeq lists its product as uncharacterized. The record is from RefSeq and is a predicted model, not a curated record. The transcript has a single exon. Bases 1 to 696 code for a protein of 231 amino acids. Lineage: Eukaryota; Fungi; Basidiomycota; Wallemiomycetes; Wallemiales; Wallemiaceae.